CACUUGAGUGGGUUUGGCAGGGGGAAAUGUGUUAGCUUUGCUUUCUCCUGACAAUAUUCCCUCUCCCCUGUCCUCUUCCACCUCCUCUCAUCGGCCUCCGUGCUCCCUCUAAAUCUAUCUUGCUCUGCAUCUUAUUUUUUAAUUGCUCCCCCUUUGUUAUUUUCAUCAACACAACUUACCACCUUUACUCACCAUCUUAAUAUAUAAAAAAUUAUGCCAACUUUUGAUCAUAAACAUGCAAAUUUAACCACUUUUUUUCAUUAGUUUUAUACCCUUUUAUUUUCAAGUCACUCCCGUUUGACUACUAAUUCUCUUCCUCAUCCUUUUUUUAUUAUUAUUAAGGAAACCCUAGAUCAACUCUGUUCUGUUCUUUUUUAUUUUUUAAAAAGUAAAAAACUUUAACUUUCUAGGGUUCUUAUUUCUUCCCCAAAUGCCACCCUUUGAUUGCUAAAAAAAGCUUGGAUCUUUUUGAGUUUUGGUGAAGAUGGAUUUUUUCAAAGUAAAAAAGUUCAGAAAAGCUCAUAAACCAGACCCAGAGAAGGAUUCAGAGGUUGAUAAGCCUGUGCCUCAGCCAGAUGAAGUUAUAGAGGAGAGUGGUGGCAAUGUGGUUGAUAAGUCUGUUGAUCCUGUAUCUGAAACUGAAGCUGAGGAUGAUGAUGAUGAUUUUAUAACCAAUGAGGUGAAGAAGAGGCUGAAAGAAUUAAGAAGGAAUAGUUUUAUGGUGCUGAUACCUGAGGAAGAGUCAUGCCUUGAGGAGGAUGAGGAGGGUGAUGAGGAGGUUGAAGGUGAGACGAGCUCUUGUGAAUGGAGAGAUGUGGAAGCUGAGGGGAGGAAAUGGUGGAGUGGUUUUGAUGCUGUGUAUGAUAAGUACUGUGAAAGAAUGCUGUUCUUUGAUCGAAUUAUGGUGCAGCACCUCAAUGAAGCUGUGAUUACGCCUAUGACUCCAUCGCCAAAAUCUGCAUCGAAGAAGCUAGCGUCCCCGUUCAGUUGCCUUUCUCUGAAAAAGAUUGAAGAACCUGAAGAUGAAACAGAGCAUCUGCAGCAGCCACAGAAUGAUCCAUAUCAGGAUCUUGAAACAGCAUAUGUAGCUCAAGUUUGCUUGACCUGGGAGGCACUUCACUGCCAAUACACUCAACUGUGUCACAAAAUCUCGUGCCAGCCUGAAAGCUCAACGUGUUACAAUCACAGUGCUCAGCAAUUUCAGCAGUUCCAAGUCUUAUUACAAAGAUUUAUUGAAAAUGAACCUUUUGAGGAAGGUUUUAGAGUAGAAAUUUACGCUCGUGCAAGGAAUGUUUUACCCCGGCUGCUCCAGGUCCCGAAUGGGAAAGGUUCAGAUAAGAAAGAGACAGGGGAGUUGGAGUCUGAUUCAGUGGUUCUCGCCCCGGAUUUUAUGAGAGUAAUGGAGACUGCGAUCCUCACGUUCCAACUUUUCUUGAAGAUGGAUAAAAGAAAAGGAAGCAAAGUUAUGAGUUUAUUCGGAAAUCAGAGUCAAAUAACAACCCCUCUGCAACUGAUUCAAUCUUCACUCGACAAAAAAAGGAUGAAGCUGAAGGAGCUGUGUAAAAAGAGUAGAGCUUGGAAAAAGAAAGGAUGGCCUCAACGGUACGAGGAUGUAGAGGUGCUGUUAGGUCUAAUAGAUGUGAAAAUGUUGAGCAGAGUUUUAAGAAUGUCGAGGAUCGGUAAAGAUCAGUUGAUAUGGUGCGAAGAAAAGAUGAAAAAGCUAGAUUUACGCGAUGGGAAGCUGCAAAGAGAUCCAUGUCCCAUUCUGUUUCCUUGUUAAGUAGAUGUGUAGAGAAGAUGAAGCAGUCUUGAUUUAAUUUUAGAGACUGAUAUCUAAAUUUGACUACUAUAUGAUAGAGUUGUCCUCUGGGAAAUAGUAUGAACAGAGGACUGUUGAUGAUGUACCUUCCAUUUUUAUGGAGGGAAGCUGAAAAAAAAAGGUAUCUGUCUAAAUCUGAUUUAUCUAUUAGAAUUGUGUAAAUUGUUGUGUCUUUCAUAAUUUUAGCACAAUUUUAAUUUUGGUAAUUUGAAAUAUAAAUCACCAUUAUUUUUGUAAGUA
Molecule: messenger RNA, 2059 nt
Organism: Mercurialis annua (annual mercury)
Lineage: Eukaryota; Viridiplantae; Streptophyta; Magnoliopsida; Malpighiales; Euphorbiaceae
Exons: 4
Coding region: 485-1780 (431 amino acids)
Source: RefSeq, a predicted model, not a curated record